Molecule: messenger RNA, 1955 nt
Organism: Lolium perenne
Lineage: Eukaryota; Viridiplantae; Streptophyta; Magnoliopsida; Poales; Poaceae
Product: protein NEN1
Molecular function (GO): nucleic acid binding; 3'-5' exonuclease activity
Source: RefSeq, a predicted model, not a curated record
GCCACCGGACACCACCACCAUACCUUAAUCCACAAGUCAAGAAUACCAAAAAUCCAAAUCCAACUACAACUCCGAUUCCGUCCCCCACCUCCACGGCACCGUCGAACACCCCGUCGACGAGCUCUCGUCACGCCACCUUCCUCCCCAAUCCACCAAGCCCUAGUCCGAGCUCCUAUUUAUGCACCUGAGGCCGCUCCGAUCAACCACGUCCCGCCCUUCCCUUCGCAUCUACUACUUCCACCGGAAAUUCUGAAAUGGCCACGGCACCUGUCGCUCCGGCUGGGGAGGAGGCCCAGGAGGGGUCGAGGGCACCGGCAGCGGCGCACCAGGAGGGGGGGCCCGAGAUCGCGUUCUUCGACGUGGAGACCUCGGUGCCGCAGCGGGCCGGGCAGGGCUACGCUCUGCUCGAGUUCGGGGCCAUCCUCGUCUGUCCGCGCCGCCUCGUCGAGGUCGCCUGCUACGCCACGCUCGUGCGGCCCGCCGAUCUCUGCGUCGUCUCGGCCGCCUCCGUCCGCUGCAACGGCAUCACGCGCGACGCCGUCGCCGCCGCGCCGCCGUUCCUCGCCGUCGCCGACGCCGUCUACGAUAUCCUGCACGGGAGGGUCUGGGCUGGGCACAACAUUGUGAGGUUUGAUUUGCCAAGAAUAAGGGAAGCGUUCAACGAGAUUGGCCGGUCACCUCCGGAGCCCAAGGGGACGAUUGACACAUUACCUCUGCUUACCCAGAGGUUUGGGAGGAGGGCAGGGGACAUGAAGAUGGCAAGCUUGGCAAAUUACUUUGGUUUAGGGAGGCAAAAGCACAGGAGUCUGGAUGAUGUCAGGAUGAAUCUUGAGGUUCUCAAGUAUUGUGCUACAGUUUUGUUCCUGGAGGCAAGUCUUCCAGAAGUUCUUACUGUUGAGAACCUUGUGGAACAUGCAAUUACAAGAAGCAAAACUAAUGGAGCUACUUCUCCCGAAGCAAUAAAGUCUGGAGCGAACUCUUCACCUGAUUCUUCAAAACGACAACGUACCAUUUCUCAAGUUAACAAUCCAACUCCAGAUGGAGAUAAUCAGGAAUCGGUCGAUCCUGCAAUGGACAGAGAUUCUAGUGAGUUGAUAUCCCACAUCGAGGACAUUAAGUUAAAUGCCACUAUGCAGAUGGGUGUGAGUUCCAGUGGUUAUUCUGGGUUCCUUGAGCCGUCUGAUGUAUCAACUGAAUGCAUCCAGAUUUCUGCUAACCCUUCCUACUAUACUCAAAGAACAUUUAUCAAGCACAAAGAUAGUCCACUGCAGCUUUGUUGUGCGGGCUUGAAAGUCCAGUUUGGAGUCAGUACAAAGUUUCUAGACAGUGCAGGCCGGCCAAAGUUGAACAUAGUUGUUGAUAUCCCCGAAGAUCUAAGUGAAGUUUUAGAAUUUUGUGAUAAUCUUGCUCAGAGAACUUCACAAGAAUCUGGUUCCACUUCUGAGUGGAGACCCCUGACAAAGAAGUACGGCUAUGUGAAUCGUCCAACUGUUCGCCUAAACAUCCCUACCACUGUCAGCAGCGAUGCUUCUAUGUACUCGACAGAUAUAUACAAGAAAGAGCCUAGCGGUAACACGCAGAAGCUUGCUUUUAACCAAGUAGAUGCUGCGGAAUUGGACUCUCUUGUUCGAGGGAACAAACUUGAUGCGUUCUUCUCUUUGGAAAUAUACGACUACCAACAAAAUGCUGGCAUUCGGUUGGUUGCAAAGAGGCUGGUUGUACACUCCGAAUAGCACCAGUCUUAGCUUAUAAGAUCCCAGUGUAAGAGCUAACGUUUGCAUUGGUUGUACACUCCAAAUAGCACCAGUAUAUUAUCAUAUGGAUGUGAAUAAGAUCUGACCAGUAACAAUAGCAUAUGCUGAUGUUGAAGUAGGGACUCAGGAGUUGUAAAAGAUUCUAACAAGAUAUGUAUACAUUUGCUGAUGGAAAGAUAAUCUACAAGUAUAUGUGUAUAA